Nelumbo nucifera (sacred lotus) is the source of this 981-nucleotide messenger RNA. RefSeq lists its product as uncharacterized. NCBI's taxonomy places the organism in Eukaryota, Viridiplantae, Streptophyta, Magnoliopsida, Proteales, Nelumbonaceae. The record is from RefSeq and is a predicted model, not a curated record.
AUGUCUACUAAUCACACUGCACGAGGUCAACCGCCUGGCAACAAUGCUGCAAGUUCAGCAGAGAGGUCGUCGGAGGAUAAUGGUGCAACAACAAAUAAGUUGUCGUCGGCACAGUGCACCGUGAUGUGUGUAUAUCAAGCAAGCAUUGCCGGAAUGUGCUAUAACGUGCACGUCAUAUGGAGCAAGAACCUAAUGAACCAUUGUCUAAACAUCUCAGUUAAUAACCCAAGCAGUGAUAACCAUCAAAUCAGCAGCUGCAAAAUUGAUCUCAAGCCUUGGCACUUCUGGAGCAAGAAAGGGCUCAAGUCGUUUGAGGUCCAAGGGAAACGAGUGGAUGUUUUCUGGGAUCUUCGUGCAGCAAAAUUCGAGUCAAGCCCUGAACCAUGCUCGGAUUACUACGUGGCCUUGGUGUCGGAGGAAGAGGUGGUGUUGUUGCUGGGAGAUCACAAGAAGGAAGCCUACAAGAGGACCAAAUCACGGCCGUCGUUGGCAGAUGCUACGUUAAUUUAUAAGAAGGACAACGUGUUCGGUAAGAAAUGUUUUGCCACGAGAGCCAAGUUUGACGAGAGGAGAAAAGAACAUGACAUUGUGGUUGAGAUUUCAAUAACGGGACCUAAGGAUCCUGAAAUGUGGAUCAGCAUCGACGGGAUUGUGUUGAUCCAUGUCACUAACUUGCAAUGGAAAUUCAGGGGAAAUGAGACGAUCAGAGUGAAUACGAUUCCGGUGCAAGUCUUCUGGGAUGUGCAUGAUUGGUUGUUUAGCGGCCAACCCACUGGUCACGGCUUGUUCAUUUUCAAGCCCGCUCCUCAUGAUUACGAUUCCGACCUCGACCAUGACAAAGACGCCGGCAGCGACAGUGGCAGUCAGGGCGCCGGCGGCAGCGAGAGCGGCGACAGUGGAUAUUACUCUACUUACUCUCAGAGUCGUCCAUCAUCCACCUCAGAUUUCUGUCUUUUCCUAUAUGCCUGGAAAUUGGAGUGA